Messenger RNA from Priapulus caudatus, 182 nucleotides. Its product is annotated as tyrosine-protein kinase Fes/Fps-like. The record is from RefSeq and is a predicted model, not a curated record. Gene Ontology annotation, molecular function: protein tyrosine kinase activity; ATP binding. Lineage: Eukaryota; Metazoa; Priapulida; Priapulimorpha; Priapulimorphida; Priapulidae. Gene Ontology annotation, biological process: protein phosphorylation.
UGAAGUACACGUCGGCGAGUGAUGUGUGGAGCUAUGGCAUACUCAUGUGGGAGGUGUUCGCACUCGGCAUCGUGCCCUACCCGGGCAUGAGCAACAACGAAGCGCGCGACUUCAUAGAGAAAGCUAUGGCAUACUCAUGUGGGGAGGUGUUCCGCACCUGGCAUGUGCCCUACCGGGCAUGA